Messenger RNA from Nerophis lumbriciformis (worm pipefish), 14324 nucleotides. It is a transcript of the gene pkd1a, whose product is annotated as polycystic kidney disease 1a. Gene Ontology annotation, molecular function: protein binding; monoatomic cation channel activity. Gene Ontology annotation, cellular component: plasma membrane. Gene Ontology annotation, biological process: calcium ion transport. NCBI's taxonomy places the organism in Eukaryota, Metazoa, Chordata, Actinopteri, Syngnathiformes, Syngnathidae. The record is from RefSeq and is a predicted model, not a curated record.
GACUUCUGUGCUUCCCGAGUUUUUUGAUGCUUACCUUCUUGGCUAUUCCCAGUGCCAUCCAGCUUGGUGUUGUGUGGUAGUUUGCAUGUCUUGCAACUCCAACCCAAGUCUAAUUAUUUUUGUAUAUUAGCUUUUGUUCUUUUUUCCACGGAGCUUGUUUUGUUUUCUCUUUUUCGCACCGUCGCCUCUUGUCAUCUCCUGUUUGGGUCACUGUUUUCAGAGAAAGAAUCCCGGAGACGUUCCGUUAGUUUUUCCAGAAGAACAGGAAAACCCGAGAAAUAUUCUCAGAAAAGGUGGACCAUUGCUAUCUCGGGCUCUCUCUUCACAUGACAUCCGAGGCUAAAAAGUGUGUCGGCUUCGGUCCUGAGUGGUUUGUUUCUUCCCAGCUUGAAAGGACUUCCACCAUCAGAAGCGAUGAGAUAUGAGUGAGCUAUGCCUUGUGGAAAUGGAGCGACUGUAACCAAGCGGAAACAUGGCGUCUGUGGGCCCAGCUUCUACUUCUUCUCCAGUCUGCUGGUGGCCCUCUGCUGCCUGGAGCCAUGGAGCCUCGGCUCGCAGGCGGCGAGCUGCAGUCCUUGUCCGGCCAACUGCAGCUGCACGCCGGCGGGGCUCCAGCAGUCCUGCGUGGUCAACUGCUCCAACGUCGGCCUGGAGAGGGCCCCCGGAGCCGCAGACAUCCCGCUGACCACCAGUGUGCUAGAUCUUUCCAAGAACCACAUCUCCUCCCUGGAUACGACUCUGCUAGAUCGAUUCAUCGGCCUCCGAGAGCUGUAUCUACAAGAAAACAGAAUCGUUGUUCUCCCCAGAGGAGUGUUCUGCUGUGGGCCGUUGUCAGUCCUUGAUUUGAGCAACAACUUCAUUACCAAGAUAGAAGAACGAAUAUGUGACGACCUGUGCAAUUUAACGCAAAUUGACCUAAGCAGUAACCCUUUUGAGUGCGACUGUAAGCUUUUCCGCUUGGUCAGCUGGCUCCAAGAGAAAGGAGUGCGAGUUCGCCGGGCUGAUGCUAUGCUGUGUAACCACCCUCCUGAGCUACGCCACCAACCCCUGCUCAACGUCAGCUUGCUCACCUGCGGUCUGAAUUAUGCCGCCUGUCUUGAGGACAGCAGCAGUGGAGGAGGAGGCCGGAGUGAGCUCGUUAUUUUCUCAUCCUCCACCCCGGGCAACUUCACGCGUGAACAGUGUAACAGCGUGUGUUUCGCUGCCUCUCACCGUUAUGGCGGUCUGGGGGCGAGGCACGAGUGCCUCUGCAGUACAAACUCUGAGCCCAACUUCAUCAGUGAAUCUCAGUGUUCUGCCGCAUGUACCAACCCAAGUGUCAUGAAGGAAUGUGGGUGGACUCUGGCUCAUGAUGUGUUUGCAGUUGACUUCAACGUCUUACUUAAGCCCCUCCCAUUGCAAAGUGUUCACGACAGCAUCAGUUUCUCAGUGUCGUCCUCCGUCACCCCUAUCAUGCUCUCCUGGGAAUUUGGCGACCUUUCACCUCGCGUCAACACCUCAACAACGGAUCUUUCGAAGGCUACACACAAAUAUGGACUUCCAGGACAGUAUGCGCUCAGUUUGAUAGCCUGGGCUGGACACAAGGAGGUGUCUGCACGUGGAGAAGUGACUGUGGCAUUUCCUCCCAAACUGGAACUGCACUGCCCAUCUCUUACCGUGGCCAAUAGCAGUCUGGAAGUCACACUCGUCAGCUGGGGGUCUCUUGGUCUGGAUGUAGACUGGACAAUCGCAAAAGAUGAUGUACAGAUCACCAAAGCCUCCCCUUACUGUCCGAAAGAUGGGCUCUAUCACGCCGAGUCCUCAUGCUGUUUCCAGAUUGUUCCAGUGGAGAUGAGCUGGACCGAUGCUCAGCAACAGUGUUUAGACCGCGGCGGGGAUCUGGCAAUAGUCAGAGGUGACGCGCUGCGAAACGUGCUGGCUCAUAAAGUCACACAGGAACGAGGAGUGUGGCUCGGCUUGAGUGACGUCAAAUCUCCUGGCAGGCUGCGCUGGGUCAACGGCUCUGAGGCCCAGAACGGGGAGGAAGGACUUGCGCCUCGUUCCUUGAUCUCCCGUGGAAACGUUUGCGUGUCCCUUGAUCAGCGUGCUCAAACAAGUUUGCAUCCAUGCAACACCAUGCGGGCGUUUGUCUGCCAAUACAGCCCUCAAGUUCGUGUUCCAGAUGCAGGCAUCUACAUGGUUGGUCUGGCAGUCUUUCCCUCGCAUAAUUCUUUGCUUGUAGCGCCCCUCGCUCCAUUCUCUGCUGCACAAAGAGCCCACACUGCUUUAGAGUUACUGCUGUUUCCGGCAUCGAGCUUUGUCACUGCGGGUCGCUUGUCUUCCUUGGAGUUUGUCACACAGGAGUUGAGCUCACAAAUCCAUGUUAAAUUCCAGAUCUACAGACCUCACUGUCCUUAUCCCGGCCUGCACCUGCUCCUGCCCAGUUGUCAAGGUCCACUUUGUGCUCCAGUGGCUCAUUGUAUCCCAAAUGAAACCAGGGUCGUUCAGCCUCCCCCUUGUCCCAAACUACAACAGUGGUGUCCUUUCCAACGACAAUGCUUGGCCCUCUCCAGUCCGUGUCAUUCAUCUUCCUGUCAGAACUGCACCCAAGCUCAUCGUCUGCCACCUGGAGCUCUGAAACCACGAUACACUCUGCAAGAAGAGGUGGCCUUCACUUUGCCAUCGGGGCCUGCUGCAAACAUUCUGGUACAAGACCAGUUAGAAGAUCUUUUGGUUUCCCCUGGUGACGUCAUUGCCCUGCAACAUGAUGCAGGCCCAGCUUCCCUUCUGCGCUGCCAGUCUGCCCCCAGUUCACUCUGGCGACAGUCUGUUUUAGUCCUCAACAAUUCUGAGCGAAUCUUGAUUAACUCAAGCAGACCAUCAGCGGGCCACGGUGUUGAUCCACAGCCCCAUCUUGACCUGGAGGCACCACUUAAGACUGGUGAGGCAAGCUGGCUGGAGGAUGUGGUGUGCCCGGUAAGGGUGCUCUAUGUGGGGCACAGCAAGAUCCCGCUGCAGGGAGCAGAGCUAUCCGCCGGCCUUGCCCAGCCUGGACUCUACACUCUGCAGGUGACUUCUGCUGCGCCAUCAUAUCCAGCCUCAGCAUCAUGCUUACUGCAUAUAGUGCCUCCAUUAGGCCUAACAAUUUUGCAUCCACCGCUCUGGAAUGGCAGCCUCUACCUGCAGCCCAACAAUACUCAGCUGCUGCUCCAUGUGCAGUCCCGAUACAUCACAAGAGCAUCUCAACGAGGAAGUAAUUACAGCGUGACCUUUCAUCCGGACUGUCCCUCAAAUUUUGCAUCCAGUCCCACACUCUGCAAGCAUGUAUCUCAUUCGGGGAUUGAGGUGGCAGAACCAAGUCUAUAUGCAACACUGGAUCUAAACUUGCUGGCGGUGGAGCAGAAUGGUCCAAUACAGGUGGAAAUAGACGCUCAUAAUAAUGUAACAGAGUCCAACUUGACUGUGAUUGUUCACCUGGAAGAACCUUUAAGAGGACUCGUGGUCCAGCCUUUCCCAGCUCACAGAGUCCUCAUGGAGUCAGUCGUGAGCUACACAGCAUCAGUGCUUGAAGGCUCCAAUCCCACGUUCAAAUGGACAGUUGACGACAAGCCCUACUUCACGUAUUACAACACCGUCCUCAAUGUGAUCUACCAGCAUGCUGCAGUCUACAAGCUCACAGUGACGGCUAUGAACCACAUCAGCAGCCUCACAGAGCAUUUCAACGUCACCGUGGACCGUCUGCAGCCCAUGAGAAACCUCACAGUGAAGGGUGUUCCAGAUGUGGUCCCUCAGGGCUCUAUUCAGACACUGACUGCAUCUGUGCUUGUGGACAUGGCUGUUAUGGCCACAUUUAGAUGGUCUUUUGGUGACGGGGGAUAUAAAGAGUUUGAAUUCAAGCCUCCCUACGCGCCAUCAUAUUUUUGCCCAGACUCGCCCAAUAAAGUCUUACUCAGCAACAACAUCACUUACAUCUACUCUCAGCCAGGAAUAUACACAGCACUCGUGUCAGUUUCCAAUCGUUAUGAGAACAUCAGUCAGAGCAUCAACAUGAGCGUCUACAGCAUUCUAACUCAUGUCGAUAUACAGACGGAACCACGACUUCUUCUCGCUGGUAAAUCAGCGGAUUUUGAAGCCCACCCUUUACCCUCACCCUACGGCAUUCUCUACGACUGGAACUUUGGAGACGGUUCCUUUCAGUCCCAGGGUCGCCGUGUGGCACACACAUACGUACACAGCGGUGCAUUCAAUGUCUGCGUGUCCGUAAACAACUCCAUCAGCUACACCAAAGCCUGUGUUGAGAUUUUUGUAUUCGAUGAGAUUGAAGACUUAACAGCUGAAAGCUCCUCUCCUACAGAACUUAACAGUCCUAUUACAGUUAAAGCACACCUUGCUUCGGGUAACAACAUCACAUGGACAUUCUCUAUGGGUGAUGGGAGCAUCUACACGACAUCUGAACCCCACGUGUCUCACAGCUAUCCGAAAGAUGGCAACUACACAGUAAAUGUGACUGCUGCAAAUGCUGUAAGCUCUGGAUGGACACUCCUUACUGUGCAGGUCUAUGUCUUCCAAGUUGUCAGGAUGGAGCCUUCCGGAUGUGUCCAAGAAAGUACCCUGGUCAAUUUUAAUACAUGGGUGUCUGGCAAUGCAUCAUCUAAUCUUUAUAAAUGGAGCUUUGGAGAUGGAAGCCCUAGUGAGACACACCUUGGAAAUCCCCGAGUGUCACAUACCUACAAGACAAGCGGGAACUACCACCUUUCUCUCAAUCUUUCCAGUGGGAUCAACAAGGCCAACUUCUUUCGAUGGGUGUGUGUGGAGCCAGUUUUAACCAGCAUCAACCUAACCCUCGAGAAAACGCUUUAUGCUGUCGGUGAAGCGAUUCGCUUGCAGGUCAGAACUGACCCUGAGUUUACUUACAACUAUCAGUGGAACUUUGGUGCAGAAGAGGAACCUGUGAUGAUCCAUGGCACUGGGAAUGUCGUGACAACAUAUUCAAAUCCAGGUCAUUACAAUGUGACAGUAACUGUCUCAAAUAACAUCUCCAUAAGUAAUUCUAGUGUUCUUGUUGAAGUUCAGAUGCCAAUCGGGCCCAUUGUUAUUCUUCAUAAUGGCACUAAGUACAAUAACUUGAUAAUUAGGGAACCAUAUUUUUUCACAACCCCAACCUUGUCUUCUGAUGUCACUCACACCUGGAACUUUGGCAAUGGGAACUUGUUUACAGGUCACAGUGUGCCUUACACUUACAACUUUUCGGGAAACUACAACAUUACACUGACAGCAACCAACUCAGUCAGCAUGAAUCACACCGUUUUACCCAUCACUGUGCUCGCGCCAGUUCGUGGGUUAACAGUCAACGCAAGCCUGAUAAAUGUUCCUCUCAAUGCCUCAGUCCACUUUGAGGCUCAAAUGGUGGAGGGAGAUUAUGUCCGUUUUUCUUGGAUCUUGUGCGACCGAUGUACCUCGAUCCCAGGGCCCCACACCAUGUUCUACACUUUCCGCUCUGUUGGCACUUUUAACAUCAUCGUGACAGCGGAGAAUGACGUAGGAACGGCCCAAGCUAGUAUCUUCCUGUAUGUUCAGCGUGAGCUGGAGGGACUGUUUAUUUUACCCGAAGAGGAGAGGGGAAUAGGUCAGGGCGUGGGAGUGGAUGGUUGUUACUUUGCUACAAACCGUGUUCUCCACUUUCAUGCAGGCUUAAAAGAAGGAACCAACAUGACUUUUUCUUGGAAUGUCAUCAGAGAGCUCGAUCCUGUCAACUCAAGGUUUAACAUAAGUGGCAAGACUGUGGAGGUGAAUUUCUCCACACCGGGGCCAUGUGAGAUCAUUCUUCGAGCAGCUAACCUCCUCGGCCAGCUGUCUAUCAACAGGACCAUUCACUUCUUAGACCCAGCUGGAGGAGUAUAUCUGCAGAUCAGCAAAAACCCUGUUGCUGUCAAUGCUCCUACUAAUCUGUCAGUGUCCACUUUGGAGGGCUCAGACCUGCAAUACCGCUGGUUUGUUAAUGGAGAUACUCUGCAGUGGAGCAAGCCCUGGAAGACUCACACUUUUCCUAUUCCUGGACUACAUCACGUUACUGUGGAGGUCUACAAUGAAGUUAGUUCUGAGCUUGUGUCUGUGAUGGUCAGCGUCCAGGAAGUCAUCUCUGGGCUUGGGUUUACAGCAAACAAUGUGACAGAGCAAAUUUACAUAGCAACUGGGGCCGCUGUCAUGCUUCAGGGGGAGGUGGUGACAGGAACCAAUGUGACAUGGGCAUGGAUGUUUGAUGGAAACACAAAAACAGGACAGAAAACAUCUGUGGUCUUUCAGGAGCCAAAGACAGCCAUCGCUAUGCUGAAUGCCACCAAUGAUGUCAGUGGACAAGUGGUUUUAAAGGAGUUCUUUGUUCAGGACAAGAUUCAGGGGCUAGAGCUCAAAGCUAGUAAAAAGAUAGCAGUGCUUGGCGAGAAGGUGGAGUUCACCAUUUCUAUGGCAGCAGGCUCAGAUGUUCGCCUGACCCUCAGCAUCAGCGGAGAUGCCACCGUUACCCCACAACUCAACCAAACCUAUGUGCACGUGUUCACCAGGGUAGACACCUACAUGGUGAACCUCACUGCUCACAAUCAGGUAAGUUCUAAGAGGCGACACCUACAGGUUGAGGUGAUGGAGCCUCUACGUGGACUGUCCAUCCAAGGAAGCUGCAUAGCAAUCCCUGUAGGUGUGAAGAGGUUAUUUACAGCCAACAUCCUGACGGGUAAACCUGUUAGCUUCCUCUGGACCUUUGACCUGCACCACUUCCACAAGACCUCACAUAUUGGCAAAGAGGUGGCCUACAUACCAGAAGAAGCAGGUUUAUUAACCAUUUACCUGAGGGCCUUCAAUGCGCUGCAUGCUCAGAACAUCACCAAGCAUAUUCUGGUGCAGAAUCUGCUGACGAAUGCAGUCCUUUAUGCAACACCUCAGGACACGUUGGUUAAUAAGACUAUCACGCUGGUAGCUUCUGUCACACCCAGGUCAAAUCCUGUGGAGUGCUUGUGGGAAUUUAAUGAUGGUUCUUCUCCAGUUCACACCAACACUACAACUGUGGGUUAUGAGUACAGCGACCCAGGAAACUACAUGGUGCAAGUGAACUGCAGUAAUCUGGUGAGUUGGGUUUUGGCCCAGGUGGAAGUAAACAUCAGCGUCUUGGAGUGCGAGGAGCCAGAGGUUCAGGUGGUUCAAGCCCCCCGUCUCGCCAUCUGGAGAUCUCAACCCACUUUUGUGGAGGCCACUGUAGACCUAAAAGGCUGUGCAAUCUAUGGCGCACAGUACUUAUGGCAAAUACUCUCAACGCCGUCUUGUGAUAUUGACCCCCUUUUUCCGUCUGGAGUCCUGGCUCAUCCCUCCCAGCCAUUACUUAAUACAGUCAUUCCCCUACCGGUGGAGGUGGAUGUGCGGCGGCUACAGCUGUCGCUGCCCAAAAUGACACUGGCUACAGGGAACUACACUUUGGUGUUUUCUUUGUCAUAUGAAGGCGUCCCAUUAAGGAAGGCAGCCUGUUUGCAACUUGGCGUCAUGGCAGCAAGGCUCAUGCCCAUCAUAGAAGGUGGUACCUAUAGGGUGUGGUCGAGGACUCAGGACCUCCAGCUCAGUGCAGAACAGUCCUACGACCCCAAUAUGGACCCUGACAACCAGUCACUACUCCACUACCACUGGGAGUGCCAAAGCACCUCAAAGGGUCCCAAGCACUGCUCCAGCCUAAACUUUGGCUUGGGCUCCAGUGGUCCCGUACUGGGAAUCUCUGGCGCUGAGUUGGAGGCAGAUGUGGAAUACACUUUCAAACUGGCUAUAAGCAAAGACGGAAUGACCCCAGAAUCCACCACACAAACUGUGCUCGUCCAGAGCGGCCACAUCCCUAUGGUAUAUCUGGAGUGUGUGUCCUGUAGGGCCCAGUCCAUCUACGAAGUCAGCCAGAACUCGUAUGUCUACCUCAAAGGAACCUGCACAAACUGCCAGGGCUUUCAUCGUGGGAGAUGGACAGCUGUAACUUCGCAGAACGAGACCCUAAUCCUGGACUCCUCCUCGACGACAACAGGGAGCGACGGCAUGAAUCUAGUGCUGCGACAGGGUGUCCUUCUACAUGGAGAUUCCUACAUCUUCACCCUGCAUGUAACCGACGACACGCUGGACGACGACGGCGCCGCCUCCAUUACCCUGCACCACAACAUGCCGCCGGCUGGUGGGGAGUGUCACCUGAGAGCCGGAGGGGAGGCGGAAAGGAAUAAUGGUGAUGGAGACGGUGGAGGUUGGAGGAUUCGAACACUGCUGGAGAGAGUACACUUCAACUGCUCUGGAUACAGAGAUCGGGGCAUCUCAGAGACACCUUUACUCUACAGUUUGUUGGUGACACGCUGCAGAGAAGACUACUGCGAAGAGUUCUGCGUGUACAAAGGCAGCAGUCCGGAGCAUUCCGCCUUUCUUCCGCCAGGCUUCAGCUCGGCCCGACACCGUGUUGCUGUUUCCAUCACAGUAGAGGACCUUCAGGGUGCAGCAAUAACUGCCCUUAACAAAUCCAUUGAGGUGGAGCUGCCAGAUCCACCAUCUGAGUACACAAGUCUUCCUCACUGGCUGGCAGAGCUGACUGACAGCAAACUGAAACAACUGCUGGAGCAAGGAGACUCACAACAAGUCAGGCAGUUAUCCUUGGCUCUUAUAACUGUCCUAAAUGAGUAUGAGCAGAGCAGGGAAUCUACCCGGGUGUCCCUCGCUGAGCGCAUCUAUCGAGUCAGAGUCCGCAGCAACAUCACCAGGGCUCUGACAGCACUGGACCUGAAUUCUGUGAAUGACAUUCAGCAAACCUCUGCUGCGCUAGCUCAGUGCACGGCGGUGAGCAGGGAGUUCAUCUGUGAAGAGUGUCAGAACAGCACUCUGAACAAACUUGAGUCCAUGUUAGAGAUUCUACAAAAUGACACCAAGCAGGGAACGGUCACUCCGACUGAGAUAGCUGACAACAUCCUGAACAUCAUGGGAGAUCUGAUCCAUCAAGUCAGCCAGUCAGCGUCUUACUUCCAACCUCCCUAUGUGGAUUCCCCAUCAUUCUUCUCUACCUCCCCAUUGUCCUCUUCUGGUUCAUACCACGGCGGUAUACUGUUGGACCCCUCCCCUUCCUCCUUGGAGCCACACCCACUGCGAGUGGCAGCCAAAGCCUACAGCUUGUCCUCGGUCCUCAUGUUGAUCCUUAUGCAUGGCCGCGUCCUCAACGAAGAGCCGCUCGUGCUGAGGGGAGCAGAGAUUGCUGCCACAGGAAAACUGGCCGACCCCCAGAGCCUGCUCUGUUACCACGGCAACAGAAGUCCAGAGUGCCAACGGUUCUCCAUCCCCAGAGCGUUUAACAGCAGUCUGGGAAGAGCUGCUGCAGGAAACAGUGUCUUGCAAUUGCUCUUUCAGUUGGAGUCCAACCCCUUCCCCUUCAACUAUGUAGCCAACUACACUGUCUCCACAGAAGUGGCAUCCAUGGAGUUUCGUACUGAAAACGGCACCCAGAUUCCCAUCUCUGGACUGGAUGACAGUCUGGCCAUCACUGUUGCAAUUAACAAUGGAAGUGGAGGAGAGCUCAGCACAGAUGGUUCCAGUGCAGGAGUGCCCACAGCUGGAGCUGUAAACAUAAGCCAGUGUGACUCUGUCAUUGUCAGGGUGACCACAGGGAACACCAACCGACAGGCUGGACUGUUUGUGCAGCUCAACUUCACUUCUUUGGAAGAUGCCAGGGAGAGAAUGAAAGGAAACGAAGACUAUGAGGAGCCAUAUAUUGAAGCUUAUCUUCAUUCACACAAACAGCCUAAUGAAUUCAACUGCACCGAAAAAAAACAUAUCACACUCAGUAUGACUCAAGGCCAAGACCUUGAUCACAAGAAAUACACCUUCUUCCUGUCACCUGAGUUGUAUGACACCACCCUGGACUACUUUAUUAACGUAAGCACGCCCUGCAGCUCCACCUCACAGCUUGCUGGCGUUCAUCUUGAGGUGGGACUGUUUGCUUCGCUGUGCCAGUACUUCAGCGAGAAUGAAAAGCAGUGGCGAACAGAUGGCAUGGUCCCCCUGGCAGAAACGAAUGCCAGCAGAGCCGUUUGCCGCACCAGACACCUCACAGCCUUCGCCGCGGGUCUCUUUGUACCUCUUGAUGCAAUCAGCUUUACAAUACCAGAGCGAUCCGGCCCGCCAAGCUUAGUGGUGCUGCUAGUGUGCGUAUUGGGCUUACUCAGCUACGUUGUUGCUGCUGCCAUCUUGCACAAGUUGGAUCAGUUAGAUUUACGUCGGGCUGGUGUGGUUCCUCUGUGUGGCACCGAUGGACUCUUUAAAUAUGAGGUCCAAGUAAAAACCGGCUGGAAUCGUGGCGCAGGCACAACGGCUCAUGUGGGAAUCAACCUGUAUGGCCGUGAGGGCCGCACCGGACACCGCCAUCUGGACAGUAGGGAAGCCUUUGCACGCAAUGCUCUCGACAUCUUCCAUAUUGCUACAGACACUAGCCUUGGCAGUGUGUGGAAAAUAAGGAUUUGGCAUGACAACAAAGGCUUGUCCCCAUCAUGGAUGGUACAGUACGUCUUGGUCAAGGACUUACAAACAGGAAGUAGUUACUACUUCCCGAUUGAAGAGUGGCUGUCAGUAGACAAUGAUAGAACUGAUGGGCGAGUAGAGAUGGAGGUAGAGGCCUCAGAAGAGGCAGCGCUUCGCCAGUUUCCCCGCCUGCUGCAGUGUGAGCUGCAGAGGGCGCUUUGUGAGAGUCACCUGUGGCUGUCGCUGUGGGAGAAGCCCCCUCGCAGUCCCUUCACUCGCUUGCAGAGAGCCACAUGCUGUGCUUUGCUACUGCAGCUCUUUUUGGCCUUCAACACUCUGUGGCACAGCAUUGUGCUUGACAAGAGAUACAGCCCGCAAGCCGUGUCACGGCUAUCUUCACUGAACGGCGAGACUGUAGCAGCAGGCGUGGUGACUUGUCUGAUUGCUUACCCUCUUUACCUCCUCGUCUUCACCUUCUUCAGAAUGAGCCGCAGCAAGUGUGUGUCAGUGGAGAAGGUUCCUCCACAAGGAGACCAGGAGUCGGUGGAGAUCGAUGACUUCCUGGAUAACUCCAUGGCUGGGAGUUCUUUCCUCUACUUUGAUGGCGAAACUAACUCAAUGGAAACCAAUGUGGAUUUGCCAACUCCCUCCACCAAAAGCAUGGAGAGUUGGGGCGGGGCAGAAGAAGAGACAGAUGACAAAGAUUGGCCAGAGCUGUUGGGGCAUGUGUCUGUGACAGGAGGGGCGGGGCUUGGGGCAGGUGUGCCGAGGCUGAAGAGGGGCCAGGGAAGCAGGCAUCUUGGUGUUGACAUGACCUUAAAUCCUGGCGACGAUGAUGACCAACGUAACAAACAUUUUACCUCCUCAGAUGAGGACCUAAUCAAACACAUUCUGACUGAUGGACAAAACUUCUUUCCACAAGCAGAUGAAAGUGAGAUGGCUGACCUGUCAAGCAUUUUAGAAGAUAACACAGAGGUGAUUCUCCUACAGAAAAUGAAUGAGCCUCUAGAUUAUGUCAGAAGAGAACCCCCGAAAACUGCUUUCUCCUCCAAUACAGUUGUAACAGACGUGUGUCGUCCCAGACGAUUCCCUCCAUGGUGUGGACGCGCUGCCCUGUGGGGGAGCUGGGCAGGGAUCGCCCUGGCAAAUAGUAUAUCCAUAUGGGCGGGACACGGGUUCAAUCAGCAUGUUGCCAUGACAUGGCUCAUCUCUUGUUUUGCCAGCUUCAUGUGCUCCUGUUUCCUGCUGGAGCCAAUAAAAGUGUUGUGUGAGGGCUUUUACUACGCAGUGUUUGUGUGUCGGCUGCGCCCAGAGGAACAGGAUGUGCUGGUAGAGUUCCCCAUGGUGGAGAGGGUGGUGCAGAGAGUCCACAGGGUGCGACCACCUCAGGGCUAUGCUCUGUCUCAGGACCGGCACCAGGCUCGCAAGGUCCGCAUGCUGCACACCAUGUUGAAGAAUUUCCUGGUUUACAUGUUCUUUUUGCUGGUGGUUCUGCUUCUCAACUAUUCGGACUCGGCAAAAGACACACACAGCCUGAGACUGCAUACUCAGUUACAACAUGUGCUACAUACACCUGAGUACCACAACAUCAGCAGCCGAAAUGAUGUUCUGAUAUGGCUGAACAAAUCGUUGUUACCCCGCCUUCUGAAUGACUCCUCCCUCCUGGGAGACACGGGAAGCGUGUUACUCGGCACACUGAGACUCCGACAAAUCCACCAGACACAAGUUGUGGCUGGUCCCAGAUCAGUGGACAUGUGGGCACAAGGCAGGCCUAGCGUCGCAGAUAAUGAUACUGAGACACGCUGGAGGUGGCGUUUUGGUCAGAAGAGUUCAGCCAAUAGCGGCACAGAAUUGGUCCUCCAGCUGAACAGAAGUCUAGAAGAGGCGUCACGCUCCUUGCAGCAGCUACAGCAGCAGCACUGGCUGGACUACAGGAGCCGUGCCCUGUUUGUGGAGUUCUCGCUCUACAACGUCAACACAAAACUCUUGGCAGUCUUCUCUUUUGUCUUCGAGUUCCCAGUUUCUGAGCGUGCUCAGUCUAGCCUUGACCUCAUCGUCAUCACCUUGUGGCCAAUCACAGGGCUGGAUCUGCAGCUCCUUUUAAUGAUUGUCCUUCUCGCCUUGGUGUUAUAUUUCCUGCUCCGAGGGGUAUUGGGUGUCCUCCAAGAGGGCUACACCUACCUGCUGUCCACCUGGAGACUGCUGGGCGUCUGUAAACUUGUGCUGGCUGCAUCUGUGUGUGGCCUGCAUCUUAACCGCUGCGUCGUGGCCCAGCAGCAGUGGGCGUCGUACCUCAAGCACCCACAGGACGCCUUCACAGACUUCUACCCACUUGCAAAGCAGACUCAGACGUACACCGUCAUGGCGGCCAUGCUUCUUUUUAUACUGGUUCUCAAGGCCUCCCAUCAGUUGCGCUUCCUGCGAGAGUGGGCCGUCUUUGGAAGAGCUCUGCGGCGCUCGGUCUGGGAGUUGCUGGGUGUAGCUCUCGCCUUGCUGCUGAUGUUGCUGGCAUACUCACAUGCAGGACACCUGCUCUACCACUCUGUAUUUGAUGGCUACGGCAGCGUCGGCGCCACCUGUCUGUCCUUGUUGGGGGCCGGUGGGCGUGGCCUGUUGUCGUGGGGACCUUCUCAGUCGCUAACCGGUCCGUCAAGCACCGUCUCGUCGUUGGUGUUCCACGCCAGCUUCGCCGUGCUGCGCUUGGUCUUGCUGUGGUUGGUCGCCUCCGUUUUACUGAGGAACUACCGGCGUGGACGUGCGGAGUUGUACCGCCCGGCCGUGGAUCUGCAAGACUACGAGAUGGUGGAGCUCUUCCUCAGGAGACUGAAAAUGUGGAUGGGUCUCAGCAGAGCCAAGGAGUUUCGUCACAAAGUUCGUUUCGAAGGCAUGGAGUUGCCGCCAUCACGUUCGUCGUCCAGCAGCGACUGCAGGUCUCUGUGCUUGCCGCCGCUGGAGCGUCCCGACUCUCCGUCCACGCCAGACAGCAUCGACGCCGGCUCCGAGGCCUCCUGGUGCCCGGCUUCCUCCAGCCCUUGCAGCCUGACGGAGGCUCCCGGUGUCGGACUGGGGCUGGGCCUGGGCCUGGGCCUGCGUCUGGGUCCGGGGGCGGUGGUGGUGGGCGGGGCCAGCUGGAAGGAGAGAGCCGAGACGGAGGCCUCGAUGAAGCGGCUGCUCCCCACCUUCGACGCCCUGCUGCAGCAGCUGGAUCGCGUCACCGUGGCAACGGAGGACCUGUUGCACGUGGAGUGUCGACUCGAGCGAGCGCAGAGGAAGGGGAGGCGCGGCAACGGAGGGGAGCGGCGAGGAAAGGCGGGGAAAGACAAGGAAAGGAAGCGCGUCAAAGAAAAGCACAAAGCGGGCAAGAAGGCUCGGAAAAAGGAUACAAGGGAAGGUGAGGCUGCUGCCAAAAACACGCCCAAAGCAGCGGACAAAUCGCCCCCCAUGCCAGCCACUGACCCCUCCCCUUCUCUGCUUGAGUCCAGCACUGUGCCUGCAUGCGCCGAGAGAGAGCCCCUCCCCCCCUCCAGCAUGUUCAACCACCCGGCCCACACCACCACCAUCCCCACGCACAAGCGCAAGCGCAAGCCCCCUCCCCUCAAGAACAAAGUGCACCCCAACUAAAAGUGCGAGAACAUUCCGGGGUUAAGGACGAGAAGAGAGCGGGGGAGGGGGACAGCUGGCUCUGUCUCCCACCGCUCCUCUCUAAACCCUCUAAGGCCGUUGUUUGAAUCCCGCCUGGUGCAGGUUGCCUGGUGUCUGCACUAAAACCAAUAAGUGGUCUUUUUUUUUUGUCUUUUGUCCCCCCGCCCCCUCUGCCAAGCUGAAGGACACCCCCCCCC